Coregonus clupeaformis (lake whitefish) is the source of this 2289-nucleotide messenger RNA. Its product is annotated as membrane-associated progesterone receptor component 1. Lineage: Eukaryota; Metazoa; Chordata; Actinopteri; Salmoniformes; Salmonidae. The record is from RefSeq and is a predicted model, not a curated record. The coding region runs from base 33 to 578 and encodes 181 amino acids. Gene Ontology annotation, cellular component: endomembrane system; membrane. The transcript is spliced from 3 exons.
UGAUACCGAAGAAGAAGCAUUCAGCAACAAACAUGGCUGAUACAGAGGGAGCAGAGGAAACUUCUCCAGGAAUUUUGCAAGAAAUGUUCACGUCCCCGUUGAAUUUGAGUCUGCUUGGCCUCUGCAUAUUUCUUUUGUACAAAAUCUUUCGCGGAGACACGCCUGCAGAUAUGGGAGAGGUUGAGGAACCUCUGCCUAAACUCAAGAAAAGAGAUUUCACGUUAGUGGAGCUACAACCGUACGAUGGUCUGCAAAAUCCAAGAAUUCUUAUGGCUGUCAAUUCAAAGGUGUUCGACGUUACUAGAGGAAAGAAAUUCUACGGGCCAGAGGGUCCCUAUGGAGUGUUUGCUGGUAAAGAUGCCUCCAGGGGCCUGGCCACCUUCUGUCUGGAGAAGGAGGCCCUGAAAGACACCCAUGAUGACCUCUCGGACCUCAACGCCAUGCAACAGGAAAGCCUCAAUGAAUGGGAGACCCAGUUCACUCAAAAGUAUGACUAUGUCGGCAAACUUCUGAAACCUGGAGAAGAACCCACAGAGUACACGGAUGACGAGGAGGUGAAGGACAAAAAGAUGGACUAGAGCGCACAAGGGAAAUUCAGAUACCUUAAUUUUUUCAGGAUAAUGUGAUGCAUAUUGCCUUGUGUUGCAGCCAAUGAGCGAAAUGCUUUCUCCUAUAUGGUGUUUGUAUUAUGUAAUUGUCACGGACCACCUCUUAUGCUAAUUUCAUAUGCCUCAGACCUUAAUUUACCAAAACCAAGUGGAUUUUAGGUUAAGGUUAGUAUAAUUAUUGAAUACUGUACUGUCUUUGUAAAGUUAUACAGGUAGUAUUAGUUGUAAUGUAGAUGCUGUUGGAGGAUCUAUUACUGUAGCUCAGUGUUAAUUUUGGCUCUCUUCUUUUAGACUUAGUCUUAGUCAUUUUGACUAAAAUAUCAUUGUCUUAGUCACACAUUUUUGUUAUUUGAAUAAUAAUUUAGUCUAGUUAUUGUCAAAAUGAUAGAAACAGUUGGCCAUUUUAGUCAACUAAAUGCCCUUUCGUUUUAGUCACAUCACAUUUGUAUUGCCUCAACCUAUAGGAAACAUAAAUCACUGACUUCCAUGUGCACAAACCUACAUAGCCUUGUCCUACCAACAUAUUUUUCUACAUAACAUUAUAUUCCCAACAGCAGAAAUAUGACAAACAUAUGGCCGUCACUCAGUCGCGUCAUUGCCGUUGUUAUCAACGUUCCACUGUCACAUUGACGUCCAAAAGUAGAACGGGCUAAUGACUGUUUUGCCCAGUGAUAUAGUCAAGACACUAAACCUCAAGUCCGAAUCAAGUCCCCUGUGCUUGAGUCUGAGUCACCAGUGGUCGAGUCCUGGUCCAAGUGCUCAAGUUUGAGUCACUGGAUCCACAUUAACUCAAAAUAAAGUUAUUAACCCAGUCAGAUAUAGUGUAAUUGUUUGCUAUUUAUUUUCCUUUCUUUCUGUGCUAUCAAAUCUUUGGUAAUGUUACCAGGGCCACGUUCAGUUGCGAAACAUUCUCGAAUGUUGCAAAUAGAAAUUCUGUGAAUAGAGCCAACGUUAUUCCUUAUUCAACAUGUCAGAGUGGCAUGUUUGUUCUAGAUAGCAUAUUUUUAUCUGAACGUUACACAAUGUUGUGACCUGCUGAACACAUCCUAGCUUGUUGGCUAUAGCUGGGUAUUGAGGUAACAUGACUGAAGGUGUAGCCUAAACAAAAUGGGUGUUUGACGAAUAUAUUAAUCACUAUUUUUGUUGAUGAAAUAAACAGCUGUAGCUUGAUAUGAAUAUAUUUCCUUUUUUGUAAUCUUGAGAUGACCACAUAUUUUAAAUUACACAAGCUGAUAACGUUCUAUCACAAAUAUUUGUGUAAUUUUUUUUCUGCACUGGUGUUAGAGUUCCAUUACAUACAUCACAUACUCUGACUCUGCAGUUAGUGUGUCUCAUGUGCGUUUGAGAAGAUAAUGCUUGAUAUACUUAGUCUAGCGUUUACUUUCAGCAUGACUUUGUAAUAACACAAUUGGUCUGAAAUGUUCACACUACUAGUGUAUGGCUUGCACUGGAUGAAGUAGGUUUUUGGAUGUUCAUACUGUAGCACAAUUUCUUUCUAAAUGUCAAGUGAAAAAGGGUGCGGCCUGUAACCAUUAUGUAUGGCAUGGCAAAUACUCCUGGACUCGAAUACCGGUAGACACGGGAAGGGAACACUACAAAAUCCAUUACUAAGGAAUGUAAUUGUCUGUGAUCAUGAGACUGAUAUUUUGUUAUGAUAAAUCUACCCAAAUGGAUAAUCAAA